UCCUUCAGGGAAACUACGCAGAAAACUAUGAGAGCAGUAAAACAGGUUGGUCUGUUGGUCCGAACCGAGAUAUAAAGGAUGAGGGGGGCGGGGGAGAAAACCCAGACCGAGCAAAGCUCCAUCACCGGAACACAGAGUUGCAGACAUGAGGCUGCUGGGCUUCUCGGGGUUGCUGGUGCUGCUGGCGGUGGCGGUUCUGGGACCCGGCCUCUCGGAGGGCCGGACGGUCUCCGGACGUGAACUGAAAGUGCUGCUGCACCAGAAACUCCACCUGCCUCACAAACUGCUCAGAUACAAGCAGAGAAUCAUCAAUGUAGUUGUCUGUGAAGUUCAUCGGAGAACUCGUCUGCAAACUAAUGCCGUCACCGUGUUCGGGACGCGCAAAACGACCACAGCUAAGCCCACGACUACCACCACCACCACUUUACCUCCUACAACCAUCACCACCACGACUUCACCUCCUCCAAACAGCACCACCACGACUUCACCUCGUCCAACCAGCACCACUACGACUUCACCUCCUCCAACCAGCACCAUCAUGACUUCACCUCGUCCAACCAGCACCACCAGGACUACCACUGCCCCCACCACGCCACCUGCCGACUCUCCUGCUGAAGUCACAGAUCUGGACACAGCCGGGUCAGACAGUGUGGAGAUCGGCAGCAGACGAAGGCGAAGCCUCGCUGAGACGGACGAUGAGGGGUCGGGUAUGCCGAUGACCACCGCAGGCCGGAGGAACCAGGACGGAGACGACGUCGGCGAGGGGUCGGGCUCGUCCAUGACCAUGGAGGACGAGCUGAACGAGGAAGAGGACAAGUUUGACGAGGAGCAGAUGAUGCGAGACGACAACACCUUGGAGACGAGCAGCUCGGAGGAGGACGAGUCCGGCGUCUGUAACGUUCAGUCAAACAACUGGUCCCUGGGAUACUACGGGAUCUUCACGCUGCCCGACAGCCACUUCUGCUGCUCCGGCUACCGCUGGUCCAGAAACGUGUGCCAGACAGACUGCAGAGCCUUCACUGACGACGACAUAUCAGACGAUGUGGACUGCGUCGUAAAGUCUGGUUUCUGGAGGUUCCUGCUGAGGACGGCGUCUCGCUGGUGUUGGUUUCAUCACGGCCGAUUCUCAGGACGACAGCUGUGAGGCGACAAUCACCGUUCAACCCGCGCUGCUUUGGUUUUCAUCACAUUUAAUCAGUGGGAUUCCUUUAACUAAAUCGAAUUUCUUCUAUUGAGUCAGAGAAACUUUAAGAUAAACUAAUAAUAAAUAAUUAAGUUGACAGGGAUUUGAAUAAAUGUAAGUGGAUUUAUUGAUAUUUUAAUCAAUGAAGAAAAAUAAAUCAUGUGUGACUGUUCAUUUCUGCCAUUUAAUAAAUAAUCUUUGCUCAUUUUUUGAGUUCAAUGCUACAAUAAGUGAAGGUGGAAUAAAUGAAGGCUACAUCUUG
Molecule: messenger RNA, 1445 nt
Organism: Salarias fasciatus (jewelled blenny)
Lineage: Eukaryota; Metazoa; Chordata; Actinopteri; Blenniiformes; Blenniidae
Product: location of vulva defective 1-like
Exons: 5
Coding region: 146-1144 (332 amino acids)
Source: RefSeq, a predicted model, not a curated record